UAGAGCAGAGAAGCCAUAAAUCUAUACUCUCACACGCGAGCUCGAAACCUAACGUCUUGAAGUUUUAAGCGCCAGAGUGCAAUCCGCUGUUCUUCAGUCUACGAUUCGAAGCUCUAAGAUUCCGUUUUGCUCUGAAGAUUUUGACUGCAAUAAACUUUAUCUGUGUGGUUUUUAAGAGGAAAAUUCUGAUGGAUUUUGACGCCUAUGAUUAUUUGGAGAAAACCGUUGAAAACCCUGAGCCCCAGAAAGAGAAGGAAGGUGCACUUAAUGGUGGCGGUGAAACUGGGAAGUCCGGAGACAAAGAUCGUAGUCGCAGUUUGAAGCAUAGGAGUGAUGAGAGGGACGAUAAUGUGGAACGCCACUCGAAGCGCUCGAGAUCAGGAGAUGAUUCGCGUGAUCGUGAUCGGAAUAGAGAGAGAGGCUCAUCUCAUCAACGCUCACGGUCUAGAGAUGGGGAAAGGGAUCGACACAGGAGUAGCCGGGAACAUAAGGAUAAGGAGAGAGAUGGGGAUAGAGAUAGGGAUAGGGAGGAGAGGAACGGGAAGGAGAGAGAUGGGGAUAGGGACAGAGAGCUUGAUCGUGAUCGAGACAGAGACAGGAGAGAACGUGUCCGUGAGAGUGAGAGGGACAGGGAGAGAGAGCGGUCACGUCGAAGCAGGAGUCGAUCAGAAAGGCAUCGGAGUGACCAUGACGAAAGAGAGAGGAGUCAUGACAGGGAGCUCAAAGAAAGAGAAAGGGAUAGGGAGUUACGGGAACGGGACAAAGAGAGCAGCAUGUCAAUGGCAACUAAGCACAUGAGGAAUCCCACCCAUUUCGUGAAGUUGGGAUCUGAAGGAAAUGAGUGAGUUCUCUAAAUUGAGUGGUUAGUGUUAAUGCUUUCAAGCAACGAUAGUAUAGGUACUUUUUGGGAGGUAGGUGUGAUCUUGUAAGACCUUAAAUCAAUGCUCUAAACAUUUCAGAACCUUGGUGUUAGUUAUGUGCGUUGUGGUUGGUCCACCUGAUUUUAAUGUUAAAAUUGAGUUUAGAGUGUUAAUGCUUCCAGGAAAUGAUAAAAUAGGGACUUUUGGGGUUUUGACACCUUACAUUGAACUCUAAAUAUGUCAGUACAUUGAUUCUGCACAUUGGCUUCAGUUAUGUACAUAUACUAUGUAAUCAGAAGGUGGAUUUCUCCUUCUCUGUUUUUUCCCGGAAGUGAGUGUUCCGUUUGGUCAUUUGUCCUAAUGAGUGACAUUUUUGUCAAAAAAAGAAAUGUUGGUGCAUGCUUGGU
This is a messenger RNA of Corylus avellana, 1267 nucleotides long. The record is from RefSeq and is a predicted model, not a curated record. Lineage: Eukaryota; Viridiplantae; Streptophyta; Magnoliopsida; Fagales; Betulaceae.